AUGGCGGACAGCCAAAUCCUUCACCUGCAAACAUGUCCCCUCCUAUUCAGCACGGCCACAGCAGAAGCGGCAACAGUCUACAACCACCUAGACUCACGCUGCACCGUGGUUGAGGCCUGCGGACUGAGUGUCAAGACUGUCUACGAUGAAGUUGGAGUCUUUCGACUCCCAGAGCAUCCACCUCUGGUUUUCGGUACAUCCCAGACUACGUCAAGAUCGGAUAUCGUCACUAUGUUCCACUUCCAGCGCGCUUGGGAGGCUAUCGGAAGUGAUCCAAGGCUGCUUUAUGGAGGCACAAAUGGGCUGGAUGUUGAUGCUUGGACUAGUUGA
This is a messenger RNA of Aspergillus aculeatinus CBS 121060, 330 nucleotides long. RefSeq lists its product as uncharacterized. The record is from RefSeq and is a predicted model, not a curated record. Bases 1 to 330 code for a protein of 109 amino acids. NCBI's taxonomy places the organism in Eukaryota, Fungi, Ascomycota, Eurotiomycetes, Eurotiales, Aspergillaceae. The transcript has 3 exons.